GGCUCGAAUGAAAUGUCCGUCUCCCUCCCCGGGCUCUGGCGUUGCCGCCGCGCCGCCGCUGAGGGGACCAGGAAGUGUGGGGAGCUGGAAAAGCGGAGCGACUAGAGCCGAGCGGAGCCCACGCCGGGCCCGGCUGGCUGCCUCCCUCCCGCGUCUUUGUGCCGCGUCUUCUGCGCCCGCCGCGAGGGGAGGGGAAGGCGAGAUGGCGGCGCUGGCCGGCCGGGCCCUGGGAACGCGGGGGGCCGAGAACGAGGCCCACGCAAGGCGGCGGCGGAGCAGAGCGCGGCGCCUCGUCCGGGGUCGCCUCCCGUGCCUGCGAGCGAAACCGGCCUCGCCUUCCUUUUUUUCACCUUCGCGCCCUCUUCCCGAGGGGGGCAGAGCAGGCGAGAGAAGGGACCUCCGCGGGGUCCCCUGGCGACGAGGACCCCUCUGUGCCACCCCUUGCUAUUUGGGGGGACUGCCGUACCCUCGGGGGCAGCCUCCCCGUUUCACCACCCCCCCAAGGCCCCUUUCCCUCCUUGGGUGGAGUUGGGUUUGUUUAAGUCGAUCCGCUUUGUCUGCUUCUGGCUUCGCUCGGCCUAAAGAAGAGGGAUCGCGGGGGGGGGAGACCUUCCGGAGGGUUUGUCCCCGCGCCUCUGCCCCGACCCAACGUCGUGCUGGUCGGCAUUUCGCGGUUACAGGAGUGGGUCCGAGGGGGAAACUAAACGCUGUCAGAAAGCUUUCCCGCAGUCCCAGCCCGGAGAUGCUUCGUCCUGCUGUCCGGGCAUCGCGGCCCUAAAGAUGGAUGGUGAUAAUUCUACAACAGAUGCUUCACAGCUGGGAAUUGCUGGAGAUUACAUUGGUGGUAGUCACUAUGUGAUCCAACCUCAUGAUGAUACUGAGGACAGCAUGAAUGAUCAUGAAGACACAAAUGGUUCCAAAGAGAGUUUUAGAGAACAAGAUAUAUACCUUCCUAUUGCAAAUGUGGCAAGGAUAAUGAAGAAUGCUAUACCUCAGACAGGAAAGAUUGCUAAAGAUGCAAAAGAAUGUGUGCAGGAGUGUGUCAGUGAAUUCAUCAGUUUUAUUACAUCAGAAGCAAGUGAGAGGUGUCAUCAAGAGAAACGGAAGACCAUAAAUGGAGAAGAUAUUCUCUUUGCUAUGUCUACUCUGGGGUUUGAUAGCUAUGUUGAACCUUUGAAGUUGUAUCUUCAAAAGUUUAGAGAGGCAAUGAAGGGAGAAAAAGGCAUUGGUGGAACAGUUACCACAGCAGACGGCCUUAGUGAGGAGCUCACAGAGGAAGCAUUCACUAACCAGUUGCCAGCAGGUUUGAUAACUACAGAUGGCCAACAACAAAAUGUCAUGGUUUAUACAACGUCCUAUCAACAGAUCCCUGGUGUUCAGCAAAUUCAGUUCUCAUGACUUGAAAAAGGCUUUAGACACAUAAGAAAUAUGAACAAGGAAUGCUAAAGGAAAGAGAAAUUGAAUUGGCUAGUGAAGAAAGAAGUGUCACUUUGUAUAUUCAAUAGUUGUAAUGUAGCUUCCUGAGGCUUGAUUGAGAUGUGAACUCUGAUUCAAACCUUUUUUCAUGAGUGAUUUUAAAAGAAAUUGGAUUUUAAAGGUAUUAAAAUAUUUUUUUUGUUUUGUACAAGAGUUUGUUGCUCUGUAUAACUCCUAUAUGCAGUGUAUAUUGCAAUUUACUACUGUCAGAUUUGUAGACAGUUUCUUAUUUUCAUAUUGAAUCAUCUUACUUUUGUAAUUCAAGUAAACAGCUGGGUUUAAUUCAUGUUUACCCUUUGAAUAAAACAUAAGGGUACAGUUCAUUUUGAAUGCAAGUUGCCUUUAUUAUAAAAAUUGAGAUGACCUUUUGUUUUGUAUCUGUCUUGCAUGAGUUGAAUUAAAUAUUUAUUAAUAUUUAACUUGAAAGGAAAUUCCUCAAAUGCCCACAGUUCAAAAUAAGUGCUCCCGCUUAUUACUUUUAAUAUAAUAAUUUAAAUAAUGGGAAUCCAGAAGUAACCAAUCUUUGAAUCAUAGCAUUAUAACCUUGGACCAUGGUCCCUGGGAACUAUUUUGCACAAGGUGUAAAAGAAUGAAGGUGGGUUUGUCAGGAACUGUUGUCUUGUAUGCAGAAUUAGUUCUGUGGAUUGUUUGGUACCCAAUAUCAGUGUUAACUGUAUCUGGUAGUGCAGUCCCUAUUUUGCAACAAUUAGAAAUAUGUAGUAAAGAUUUUUUUUUUGUGUUGAUCUUUGGACUAGGGAUAUUCAUCUUACUACUUUUGAAAUAAAUUCCUUUUAAUUUAUGAUUUCUCUUCAAAGAAGUCAGAUUCCGUUUGAUACUUUAUUGUCAGAUUACCUCUUUAACAUUUCAUAAUCAUGAUGUGUGGGACCUCAGAGCUUAAUAACUGUGGAAGUUAGAGGGACAUGUAUUUUCGGGGAUGUAAAUGGAAGGCUUGAGCAUCUAUUUGGCUGUUUCCUGUUGCUGCAAUAAAUUUUAAGAUACCUAAAAAAAA
This is a messenger RNA of Crotalus tigris (Tiger rattlesnake), 2485 nucleotides long. RefSeq names its product nuclear transcription factor Y subunit beta (gene NFYB). Gene Ontology annotation, biological process: regulation of transcription by RNA polymerase II. Gene Ontology annotation, molecular function: protein heterodimerization activity; RNA polymerase II cis-regulatory region sequence-specific DNA binding; DNA-binding transcription activator activity, RNA polymerase II-specific. Gene Ontology annotation, cellular component: nucleus; CCAAT-binding factor complex. NCBI's taxonomy places the organism in Eukaryota, Metazoa, Chordata, Lepidosauria, Squamata, Viperidae. The transcript is spliced from 7 exons. Bases 781 to 1398 code for a protein of 205 amino acids. The record is from RefSeq and is a predicted model, not a curated record.